Messenger RNA from Bombyx mandarina (wild silkworm), 881 nucleotides. It is a transcript of the gene CP8, whose product is annotated as cationic peptide CP8. Gene Ontology annotation, molecular function: peptidase inhibitor activity. Gene Ontology annotation, biological process: negative regulation of peptidase activity. Lineage: Eukaryota; Metazoa; Arthropoda; Insecta; Lepidoptera; Bombycidae. The record is from RefSeq and is a predicted model, not a curated record.
ACAUUCAGUAUUUUAACUUGCACUCAAGACUAUUACGAGAAACGUAUUCAAAAAUUUCAAAAUGAAAACGUUGAUUUUUAUAAUGCUGGUGGCAUGCGUUGCGUCAGCAGCGUACGGUGCUUUGGUAUGUGGUACAGACUACUGUGAAAAAAAUCCAUGCAUACAGCCACCACUUGUUUGCCCUAAGAACACUGAGCAUCGCGCCAGACACGCUGGAAAGUGUGCUUGUUGUCCCGCUUGUGUAACUUUACUUGGUGAAGGUGCAACUUGCAAGAUUUAUUCGAAGGAACUAGGCGAAACCCCCUCCGCUGUGUGUAAGGAGCCUCUCAAAUGCAUCAAAAGAGUUUGCACUAAGCUUGUGUAGUCGUUUUCAUUAGCAGGAAAAUAUAAGCUUGCAAUACUUCUAUCACGACCUGUUCGAAAUAUAAUUUGUGUACGGAAUAAAAUUGAUAAUAAUAUGCACUGUAGUAAAUAUAGAAAUUUGAAACUAAAAAAUAUGAAUUUUUAAUAAACCGAACAAAAACGAAAUGAAAUAGUAUGUAUUAUACAGGUAACCCUGUCAGGAUAUCGGGACAAUGUAUGUAACUCGUCGAGUAUAAUUAUUAUAUUCUCAUAAGUCUCUAAUAAUUGUGCAAAUUUGGAGACUAGGGUUAGACAAAUUUAUUAAAAAUGACUUAUUGGUAAUAAAAAAAAAAUUCAAAGUCACAUUCCCCAAAUUUGAUAUAGAAGAUAUUACAAUUUGGCCAACUGUUCGUUAUAAGUAGAUUAUUUUUUAAAUUAGUUGCGACGAUAUUAUGUUAUUUAACUAAUUUCAUUAUUGGUUUCACAAAAAUAAUUCUUCGAAAUGUAAUUUUCUCUCAGUCAUAAUGUUUUCCUCACUU